Molecule: messenger RNA, 402 nt
Organism: Parascedosporium putredinis
Lineage: Eukaryota; Fungi; Ascomycota; Sordariomycetes; Microascales; Microascaceae
Source: the annotation of a GenBank genome assembly
AUGCUUAGCCGCCGGCUUCCGGGUCUCCUCGCCGCCAAGGCGAUCAUGGAGCAAAGGUGGCUCGACGCCGAGAUGGCGCGGCGCUUCGUCGUCGUCGCCGGCAAGCAGUCCUUUAGCGAGCAACUUGUCACCGACCCUCAGGCGAAAGACAUGGUUCUGUCUGCAAACGGCGUGGAGGAGAACGUGAGGGUGGUUCAGAGGCAUAAGAUUGGCAACGCGAGGCCGUGGAGGUUCACCGUCGACCCUGUACGAGCUGUUAUGGAUGUCAUCAUCGCCGGUGUCGGAUAUCUUCUGAUGCUUGCUGUCAUGUCCAUGAAUGUCGGCUACUUCAUUUCCAUCCUUGGAGGUGUCUUCAUCGGCAGUCUCGCGGUGGGCAGGUUCAGUCCCUCCUCGGAGCAUUAG